Molecule: messenger RNA, 2671 nt
Organism: Pomacea canaliculata
Lineage: Eukaryota; Metazoa; Mollusca; Gastropoda; Architaenioglossa; Ampullariidae
Product: importin subunit alpha-1-like
Exons: 11
Coding region: 145-1701 (518 amino acids)
Biological process (GO): NLS-bearing protein import into nucleus
Cellular component (GO): cytoplasm; nucleus
Molecular function (GO): nuclear import signal receptor activity; protein binding
Source: RefSeq, a predicted model, not a curated record
UUUUUAAACCAAUGAAACUAUUCUUUCACGUGGCUUAUGACGCUUGAGCGGGACGCUUGAUUUCGCAUUCUACCAGCGCGAGCCAGCAGGAACGCUGCACAGAUUUGAAUCUAUUAAAUCUAAAGACUACCUGGUGCACAGAAAAUGCCUCUUCAAGAUGACCGCAUUAAGAAUUACAAGAACAAAGGCAGAGAUGCAGACGAGAUGCGCCGCAGACGCAAUGAGACCUCCGUUGAACUAAGAAAAGCUAAGAAAGAAGAAAACCUUCUGAAAAGGAGAAAUGUUGGCGGUACUGUAUCAGACAGCGAUGACCCUACAAGUCCUUUGAAAGAAGUUGGUAAUAAGUUGAUGCCUAUUGAGGAGAUUGUCAGCGGCAUACAGGGGCAUGAUCCAGUGAAGCAGCAUGCUGCCACUCAAGCAUGUCGCAAGAUGCUGUCUAGAGAAUGCAAUCCUCCCAUCAAUAACGUUAUCAAGACUGGAGUUGUUCCUCGCAUGGUGACCUUCCUUGAUCAAGAAGAUCGGCCAGAUCUUCAGUUUGAGGCUGCUUGGGCACUAACUAACAUUGCUUCAGGGACAAGUGACCAGACAAAGAUGGUGGUCAAUGCAGGAGCUGUGCCAGCUUUCAUCCGUCUGCUGAGCUCCACAAACAUGGCUGUUUGUGAACAGGCUGUGUGGGCUCUUGGAAACAUUGCUGGUGAUGGACCUCAGCUGCGGGAUUUGGUGACAAAUGCAGGCAUUGUUGAGCCACUUCUUAGGCUUGUUGACAAUAAUGUGCCGGCUGGUUUCCUUCGCAAUGUAACCUGGGCCAUUUCUAACCUCUGUCGCAACAAAGACCCUCCACCAAAGUUUGAAGUUGUCUGUGUGUGUUUACCUGCCUUGCACAUGCUUUUGCAUCACACAGACCGUGAAGUGCUGGCUGAUGCUUGCUGGGCAAUAUCCUACUUGACUGAUGGGCCCAAUGACAAAAUACAAAAGGUCAUUGAUGCGGGAGUAAUUCCCCGGUUGGUUGAACUGCUUGGCAGUUCGGAGCCUGCUGUACUGACACCAGCACUUCGUGCCAUUGGCAACAUUGUAACAGGUGAUGACAAACAGACCCAAGCAGUGCUAGAUGCUGGAGCUCUGCGCGCCUUUCCUGCCCUCCUCAGUCACUCCAAAGGCAAUUUGCAGAAAGAGGCUGCUUGGAUGUUGUCAAAUGUGACAGCUGGAAGUCGUGAGCAAAUUCAGGCAGUUGUGGAUAUGGGUCUUGUGCCUCAUCUCAUUGAGCUAAUGCGAACUGGAGAAUUUAAGACCCAAAAAGAAGCAGCUUGGGCCAUUACAAACCUAACGUCAGGAGGAAGUGUGAUCCAGGUAUCUCACUGUUUAGAGAAUGGUUGCCUUGAGCCAUUGUGCAACUUGCUGUCAGCCAAGGAUACAAAGGUCAUUCUGGUCAUUCUGGAUGCCUUGAACAACAUUCUUGGUAUGGCUGAGCAUAUUGGGCAGCUUGAGCAGGUGUGCCUCAUGUUGGAAGAGAUUGGUGCUGUAGAUAGAAUAGAACAACUACAGGGCCAUGAAAAUGAGAGUGUAUAUAGAUCCUCACUGAAUCUUAUUGACAAAUACUUCUCUUCUGAGGAAGAAGACUCCAGCAUAGCUGCCACAGCUGGUGAUGGUCAGUAUCAGUUUGGCACUCAGGAAAGUGUCCCAGCCCAGGGAUUCAACUUCUGAUACUAUUUUGGUGUUGUGUAAUCCUGUUUGCUGAUGAGCCAAACUCAAUGCUAGAGCUCAAAAUGUCUGACUUGGUGACGUUAUUUUCUGUGAUGCCGUCUUGGUAGAUUGUACAAAGUGUACAUUGAAUAGAUAAUUCAUUCAAAGUGACAUUGUUCCACUACCUGCAUUUUGAAUACUUAUUUACAUUUCUUGUACUGCGCGGUGCUAAUUGUGGAAUUCUUACACUGCACACACAACAUACACACGUACAAAAUGCAAACAUUGAAGCAUGAUUUUACUACCUUUGACACAUUUAUGACCUUGUUAUAUCAACUUUUUUGAUACUUUCUUUUUGCUGUCUUUCUUUCCUUCAAAAAAGUGCAAUUAAAGUACAGUUUUCAAUAAAGCUUUUCUUGUACUGCUAAAAAGUCAAUAAGCAAGUCUUUGUUACUUCAAAUGGCAUGUUUGUGCUUCAGAUAAGCAACAUUCUUCAAUAAAACUUAAUAAAUCUUAAAAUCUAAUAUACUUUAAAACAGGAUAUGAAUGCCAGUUUCAUGACCACAUCACUGCCAAAUUACAUGAUGGGCUGGUUGGUUUGGUGAGAUGGGCUCACCUGGAGCUGUUUUUGCUCCAGUCUUAGCACUUUAACUUAGAAAAAUACCUAUAAAUUUCUGUUGUUACUUGUGAAAGUGUUUAGAUAAUGUACCUGAAACAUCAAAUGCACACAAAAUUGCAAUUGACGUAAUGCUUACAAAUAGGAAAAUAAUGUGGAGCAAUUCCACUGGAUCAAAUAAUAGCUAAUCUUUAAAGUCAUGGUCAAUGCUAUCCCAGCAAGAGGGAAAAUGUGGAAGCAACAUCAGGUGUGUAUAACCAGAAAAAACACCAUGAAAAUACGAGUAUAAGUUCAUCAAACUGCAUAAAUGUAACUAGUUGCAGCAUGUAAAAUGUACUUUUUGGUGAUGUUUGAAUAAAAUGUUUGAUUUACUAA